Molecule: messenger RNA, 754 nt
Organism: Cuscuta epithymum
Lineage: Eukaryota; Viridiplantae; Streptophyta; Magnoliopsida; Solanales; Convolvulaceae
Source: the annotation of a GenBank genome assembly
AACAACCAUCGUCCUCAAUCGCCCAAUUCCCUUCUCUGCAAAUUAAGCUUCACUACUCUUUUAUUUCAUUCCUACUGCGAUAACGAUGGCGCCAAAGGCAACGGCAGACAAGAAGGUCGCCGAGAAGAAACCGGCGGAGGAGAAGAAGACCGUCCCCGCCGACAAGGCACCCGCAGCAGAAAAGAAGCCAUCCAAGGCCGGGAAGAAGGUCCCCAAGGAAGGCGGCGCCGCCGGCGACAAGAAGAAGAAGAGGCCAAAGAAGAGCGUCGAGACCUACAAGAUCUACAUCUUUAAGGUCCUGAAGCAAGUUCAUCCGGACAUCGGGAUCUCCAGCAAGGCCAUGGGGAUCAUGAACAGCUUCAUCAACGACAUCUUCGAGAAGCUGGCUCAGGAGUCGUCCAGGCUUGCCCGGUAUAAUAAGAAGCCGACCAUCACCUCCAGGGAGAUUCAGACGGCGGUGAGGCUUGUACUGCCCGGAGAAUUGGCCAAGCACGCUGUCUCAGAGGGGACGAAGGCGGUGACUAAGUUUACAAGCAGUUGAAGAACAGUUUAGAUUGAUGGAUCUAGGCGAUGUAUUUUUAAAAUUAGGGUUUGCUAGCAUGAAGUGUGCUUCUUUUGGAAGCAGUUGGAUGUCAAUGUUUUCUGUUUGCUCAAGUGAUGAAAUUAAAUAUAAUUCUCUGUUCAUUCAAACAUUCAGCAUUUCAUGAUCAGCGUAGUUUGCUCUUCCCAUUUGCCUAAAAUCAGCAGCCUGGGG